Aspergillus melleus is the source of this 4076-nucleotide messenger RNA. Its product is annotated as GAF domain-containing sensor histidine kinase. NCBI's taxonomy places the organism in Eukaryota, Fungi, Ascomycota, Eurotiomycetes, Eurotiales, Aspergillaceae. Gene Ontology annotation, molecular function: histidine phosphotransfer kinase activity; phosphorelay sensor kinase activity; protein binding. The record is from RefSeq and is a predicted model, not a curated record. Gene Ontology annotation, biological process: phosphorelay signal transduction system; protein autophosphorylation. Bases 50 to 3265 code for a protein of 1071 amino acids. The transcript has 5 exons.
UGACAACUCAACCCACACGGUGUAGGUUUUUCUUUUACGCCAUACAACAAUGACAAUAGAUCCUGGAUUGACAUGCCCUCGUGAAAUCAGGUGUGACUCGGAACAGGAUAGAAUUCGCGAUCUGUCAAGAUACUACUGUACAUUCGAUCAGGACACUCAAUCGACAACUGGCCCGUCUCUUUCGCCUGAUCCUACGCUGACUGCGCUCACGCAACUUGGAGUCUACCGUUUUGGAUGCAACCGUGCCUUCGUUUCCAUCAUCGAUGGUCAACAGCAACACCUCAUCUCCGAAGCAACCGCCUCGGUCUCGUUACGCGAUAAAGAAAACCACCUUCCCGAUGAUGGUAUCUUCCUCGGAGUCCGGACGCUCGAUCUGGAAUGGGGUGUCUGCCCUCACGCCAUUCGUCUUUUCACCGGACAGGAUCCCUCGAAGAUCCUGAAUACAGAAAACAUCACCGCAAAUCGAACCCGCAAUAUCAUCCGCGAUUUUACCGCCGAAGACUUCUAUAAUAACCGCCCUUACGUCCUAGAUUGGCCUCACUUCCGGUUCUAUGCGGAAGUGCCCCUAUACAGUCCCUCCGGAUAUGUGCUAGGUUCAUAUUGUGUGGUGGACAACAAAACACGGACAGAGUUCAGAGAUGAAGAUGUGGCGGCUCUACAGGAAAUUGCAGAUGCCAUCGCCCAGCAUCUUGAGAAUGUUCGGAUCGUUCAUUAUCACCAACGGGCUGAAAGUUUGGUGAAAGGCUUAACAAAUUUCGUCAAAGGGCACACGAAAUCAGACCUCGCUGAUAAUUCAAACCGACUUCCAGUGUCACGAGAGAAACUGAGUUUUCACAAUCUGAUCUCUUCGGAUAGCGACCCUCUCGCAAAAGGACCGGAUGCGUCUCUCCCAACAUGUAAAUCCCUCAGUGAUAAAUCAGCUUUAGAUCGAUCAUAUUCAACGACCCAAGAAGAGGCGGCCGUGUCCCUUUUCUCGGAGGCAAAAUCGUCGGGGAUAACACAACCUACAAGCCAACCAUCAUCGCUUGCUCCAGGCUCACCGCAAUCAACAGAACCGUUAGCCUCUGACGAGUACUUUCUAGAUUCAACGAUGGAUGAUGUGUCCAUUACUGAACGUGUGGCUGCGAUAUUCUCCCGCGCCGGUCACGUCCUCAGGCACUCGAUGGAUCUGGACGGUGUAGUCUUUCUCGAUGCUCGUCAAAGUGACUCGCGAUUUGAUCUCUCCGAUGUUUCCGGGAACGAAAUCCUUUCAUCCACCAACGAGCCUCUGGGUUUGAUGAACGACCCGGAGGAUGGUCUUGAUGGCAGCAACUUUGCCACCCACUCGCCAGAUAGCUCGGGAGAUUUGUGUCGCCCCUUAAACCAUAGUACAAGCAUACCACCCAUUGAUGAAUCAAGUUCAGAACCUGAACUCAAUUUGUCAGAACAAUUUCUACAAAUGCUGAUUAAAAAGUUUCCGAGUGGGCAUAUAUUCGACAUGGAGGAAGACCGGACAGACACUUUGGAACAAAAGGUUUCUCGCCACCUUGCAUAUAAACUACCGGAUGCGAAAUCAGUACUCUUCAUGCCUCUGUGGGAUUGGAAUAAAUCCCGUUGGUUAGCUGGAACGCUAGUCUGGACGCAUGACCAUCGCCGUCCGUUGGGUAUCGAAGAACUGCAUUACUUCAAAGUUUUUGGUGAUUCCAUUAUUUCUGAGGUAUCUCGGGUGCACUGGAGCGCGACGGAGAAGUCCAAAUUCGACUUCGUAUCAUCUAUUAGCCACGAGCUUCGCUCCCCGCUGCACGGCAUACUUGGAAGCACAGAGUUGAUGCGAUCUUUGCCUCUCCAACCCGCCCAGCAUGAUGUCAUCAAAAUGAUAGAAAGAUCGGGACUGACCUUGUUGGACACGAUUGAUCAUCUGUUGGAGUAUUGUAAAAUAAACGAUCUGGCGACUAAGAAUUCCGGUGAUACCAAAGCGCAGGUUGAGGUGACGAACCGGGAUUCCGACUUUGACCUUGGCAUACUAGUCGAAGAAGUAGCCACCGUGCUUUGCGCUGGCCAAAAACCGCAAUAUGUCACCGAUUCCUCGGUUACAUUUUCUGCCACUAGAUCUAGCGCAGAAGUACAUUACCAACGUCCCAGCCAAAGCGAUGAAGUAUCAGUUGUUAUACGAAUUGAACAGCUCGAUUCUUGGGUGGUGCGAUCCGCUGCCGGUGCAUGGAAAAGUAUCUUGAUGAAUAUCAUUGGUAACGCAAUGAAAUGGACUAAAAACGGCCUCAUUGAGGUGACACUGUCAAAAGUGAAGCCAGACCGUCACCACAGGUCUUAUUUUGCCCAUGCACGUGUCAGAGAUACCGGCAGCGGGAUCUCACGCGAUUUUCUCAAGGACAAACUUUUUACUCCGUUCUCCCAAGAGGACCCACUAUCGCCUGGUGUCGGCCUUGGCCUCAACAUCGCACGCAAAUUGGCCUUGUCCCUUGGCGGUAAUAUUGACAUCAAAAGCGAAGUGGGUGUAGGCACCCAAGUCGACAUCCAAAUACCUUUCAAGGCUGCCCAAUCCAUCGGAAUCGCAGAUUGUCGUCCAUCGAUAACAAAGACACUCGUUCCGCCACUCAUCGAUGCUUCCAUUGUUGGAUUACAGCUUCAUCCAGAAGUGGAUGAAGUGCCCACGGGAAUCUUAAGCGUCGAUGCGAAACGGAAACUAUCUAUUAAGAACGCGCUCGUAGACGUGUUUACGACACAACUGGGCUGGCAUCUGUCGCCACGGAAAUUGUCCGACAGGACGCAAGGCGAUGUCGCGAUCAUUGAGGAAGCGGACCUUAACCACAUGCUGAUCGAGGGUUUACUACCUAUGACUGACCCUAAGCACCUUCGAGAUUAUUUCAUUGUUCUCGGUGGAAAUAUACCGCUCCUGACUGAUGAUCUGCCUGAAAAUAUCAUUCGCGUGUCUCCACCGUUCGGACCUCAAAGCCUCUACGAUGCCGCCGAAAGAUUUCUGAAAAUCUUCAAGGCACCGAUUCACUCGGACCCGACUGAUUUGGCUCCUAUUUCCGCCUUAUCAAUAAAUGAUGCGCAAAUCUCCCCUCCAACGAUAGACAUGAUCUCCACGAGAAUGGAUAAUCUUUCCCCUUCUGAGUGCAACCCUGGUCUUGCGAUUCCUCUUAAUCCCCCUGAAUCGCCUGCCCAAUCAGGAGAGUCUUCACGAGAACCUAUACGUGUACUACUUGUGGAUGAUAACGACAUCAAUCUCAAGGUAAGCGUGCACUCAUCAAAAUCCUUUGAGUAGUCGAUUAUGCCUCAUACUGUUGCAUUGUCUAAACUCACAUUGUCCCAUUAGAUUAUGUCAACGUUCAUGCGCAAAAUUGGCUGCCAGUACGACACGGCUUCGAAUGGACUCAUAGCUCUCGAGAAGUAUGAGAAUUCCAACCAACGCUUUGCCUUUGUUCUAAUGGGUAAGCCCGAAACUUGUUCAAGAAACCUCUCUGCUGGGUUAGCUACUGACAAUACUAGAUAUAUCUAUGCCCGUAAUGGAUGGAUUGGUUUCGACGAUGAAGAUACGCGAAUACGAAAGAACUAACGGACUUAGUUCAGCCUGCAUCAUGGCUGUAACGGCUGUGGCCUCCAACGACACACGGGAGGCAGCGUUGAAGGCAGGUGUCGAUGAUUUCUUGGUCAAACCGUUGUCUCUCGCGAAGCUACGUGAAUUUAUGCAUGUAUGAACGAUCUGCAUCUCACAUUGAUUCUCCAGUCAUUCAGCCAAAAUACACAUGCCAUCGAACAACCCCCCAGAUCGAUGAGCUAUGAUUACAUGUUUAAUGUUUAUAAAUUGAACCUCUACCCGUUUCAGCUGGCCUUCCCUUAUAUGUACAUUAUCUCGUUUAAACGAAAGGAUAUAUCUUUUGAAACAUGACGAAGAAAAGGAAAUGUAAUAAAUAAUAUAACAUUCCCUGGUGGCUACUCCAAACAUCGUGCCAGUACGCUGAACAUCUCCGAAGUCUCCGAAGCCCGGCGACUUCACGUGCCUUUUCGGAGGAUGGCAAUGUAAAAAAGAAAAACAAAAAAAGGUGUUGUUGCAGAUGCUGACGGUAGUAUAGAAG